Nicrophorus vespilloides is the source of this 5294-nucleotide messenger RNA. RefSeq names its product fibril-forming collagen alpha chain-like. Bases 634 to 5280 code for a protein of 1548 amino acids. Gene Ontology annotation, molecular function: protein binding; extracellular matrix structural constituent. The record is from RefSeq and is a predicted model, not a curated record. The transcript is spliced from 8 exons. NCBI's taxonomy places the organism in Eukaryota, Metazoa, Arthropoda, Insecta, Coleoptera, Silphidae.
CGAAUUAUGCGUGAAAUAUAAUAUAGAUAGAGAGAUGCGUUUGUAUGUAUGUGCGUAUUCUUCCCUAAUAGUUUACGAGGCAAAUGCCGAUCCAUGAGUUGACAUGUGUGAUGUGGCUCGCUCUUAAAUGCGUUUAAUGAGACCUAAAUAAACACCAAAGAAUCUUAAAAAUUAACCAAUUGCUAAACCGAGCCAAUUAAUUACGGCCGAAACAUCGUUAAAGGAGAAGAGCGCAACCCGAAAAAAAAACGAUCCAGGGAAUUAGAAUACAAAUCAUGAAUUAUCGCUUAUUUUUUGUACUAUAAUUACAUUAGUCUAUAGGAGAUACUUGAAGAUUUUCGCGCGUUGCGUAAUCGGACAGAGCCAGAAGUACUCUUCUUUUUUUUUUUGGUCAAUUUUUAGCUCUCGUUUUGGAAUUGGAAUUGUGUUCAUUCGAUGCGAGUGGAGAGGAGAGGGAGACGAGAUGUUGCAUGUAAAUUUGAAGAUGUGUUAAAACGUUUUAGAGAAGAUUUCCCCCCCGCGCGCGCUUCCCACUUUUGGGUGACCGGGUAAUAAAUAGGAGGAUGGAACAGGGAAGUGGAUCAGAAACGGUCGUGGGCCCCUUGUUCGCACAGCAAGGGUGCCUCUUCGAAGAUGAAGUCCAAGUUCUUAUUAGUGGCGGUGGCGACGGCGGUGCUUCUGGCUUCUGCUGGAGUCGAAGCGAGGGUCAGGAGGCAGAGGCUCAGACCUCAAGCACAGCAAGCAGAAGGAGGAGCAACUCAGUCGCAGCAGGCGGCUUCCGAAUACGACGAGUACGGCAACGAAUACGAGGACUACUACGAGGAAUUGGACGAUAAGAAAGCUACAGUUACUGCAGCUACCCCGGUAGUUCUGAGCGAAAAUCCGACGCCGCAGCCGCCGGAUGAGCGACCCAGGGAUUUCGAUGUCGCCGGUGUUACCGUCGACAGCGUCUACGUUCAACCCGAAGAGGAACAUCAGACGGCCGCGCCCACCAGCAGCGUUGACGUUCGCAUCUUGCCACCGACGACACCAAGUUCUCUGGUGCCGGAAUCUCAUGCAGCUGCGUUCAGCUGCUCCCACGAAGGAAGAUGGUACCAGGAAGGUCAACGCUGGCAAUCCGAUCCAUGCACCAACUGCUCCUGCACCAGCGGACAGGUCAUCUGCACCCAACUACCCAACUGUCCCCCAGUUGUCGUGGAAUCUAUACCCGGACCAAGGGGAACCACUGGAAGUCCCGGUGAUCAAGGUAACCCAGGAAACGCAGGAACUCCAGGCAGCCCAGGCCAUCCCGGUAUUCCCGGUCCACCAGGUCCUCCGGGUCCUGCACCAGAUCUAUCUUUGUACUACCAACAAUUAGCGUUAUCCGAAGCUGGCAACGAUAAAGGUCCAUCCUUCCCGGUGGAGCCUUUCCAAUACUUGCAGGCUCAAGUCGGACCGAUCGGAGCUCGAGGUCCUCCCGGACCACCAGGCAUUUCGGGUCCGCAGGGUUUCCAAGGCGUUCGAGGAGAAUCCGGAGAAUCAGGCCCGACCGGCCCGGCCGGUCCACCAGGUCUCAGAGGCAUGCCCGGACCACCUGGAAAAGACGGCGAACCCGGCGAAGAUGGUGAAGCCGGUCCAGCUGGAGCCGCAGGCCCUGCUGGUCCUAGAGGAUUACCAGGAAUGCCAGGAGUUCCCGGAAUGAAAGGCCACCGCGGUUUCCAAGGAUUGGACGGUGCUAAAGGCGAGCAAGGAGUGGCCGGUGAUAAAGGAGCUGCAGGUAUCCAAGGACACGUCGGACCGACCGGACCCAUGGGACCUUCAGGUCAACGCGGCGAAAGAGGCAGGGAAGGUCCACCUGGACCACCAGGUUUAAGAGGAGUCGAUGGUAUUGCUGGACCACCCGGCGGACCAGGUGCAAUUGGAAAGCCCGGACCUCCAGGAUUCCCCGGAAGUCCAGGCAACAAAGGUGACGCUGGCGCUUUAGGACCUAAGGGAAGUCAAGGUCUGCAAGGACCUCGCGGCGAGAGCGGACGUCCCGGACAGCCAGGAGAGUCCGGUCCACCGGGAAUCUCCGGCAAGGACGGUAUGACCGGAGAGAAAGGAAGCACCGGCACUCAGGGAAUUUCAGGUCCACCGGGAUUCCCCGGCGCCAGAGGUUUGCCAGGUCUUGCUGGAAUCCAGGGCCAAGCGGGAAUCAAAGGACAUCCUGGUGCGCCAGGCGAACGCGGAUUCAAAGGAGAGAGCGGAACUAAAGGAGAAACUGGAUCAAUGGGCCCUAGGGGAUUAACCGGAGCUAUCGGUCCGGAGGGUAAAAGAGGAAAGCGCGGAAUGAGAGGACCGAUUGGUAUUCAGGGAGUUCAGGGAGAGAGAGGACACCCAGGAGCACGCGGUUUGCCUGGUCCGGAUGGUGCGAUGGGACCGAAGGGACAGUCAGGAGAUCGCGGACCGCAAGGGCUUAUCGGUCCUAAAGGUCCACAGGGAGAUAUAGGAAGACCUGGUGCAACGGGAUUGCAGGGCGCUCGCGGUUUGCAGGGACGUUCUGGUCCACCAGGAAAGACCGGUAAUCCGGGAGAAAGAGGUAUUCCAGGAGCGGACGGAAAGCCAGGCGAACCAGGUCCAACAGGUCUUACCGGAUUACCAGGUCCCAUGGGAUUGCAAGGAGACAAAGGCUUAACGGGUGAAGCUGGUAAGGAAGGUGAACCAGGUCUGCCCGGUGCACCAGGACCACGAGGAGAUCCAGGAAAGGAUGGAAUUCCCGGCUUAUCCGGCCCACCCGGUCCACCGGGAAGCGACGGAGAGAGAGGAGCAGCCGGACAACCGGGUCCAAGAGGUUUCCAAGGAUUACCCGGAUCGUCUGGUAAUCCAGGAACUCCGGGCAAGGAUGGAGAACAAGGAGUUCAGGGACCGGUCGGACCUCCAGGUGCGGCUGGAUUGAGAGGAGAACGCGGUUUUCCAGGAGAGAGAGGCCCAUUGGGACAGCCGGGAGGACCAGGUCUUAAAGGAUCAGCUGGUAUUCAAGGAUUGGAUGGAUUACCUGGUCCAUUCGGUCCCAAAGGAGACAAGGGACACGCAGGAACUCCAGGACUUUUGGGUUUGCCAGGUUUGAGGGGACCUCAAGGUAUGCAAGGCGAGAAAGGAGAACGUGGCUCUUUCGGACCUAUCGGUCCAGAAGGACCUCCGGGACGACAAGGUGAGAGAGGUCUGCAAGGACCAGUGGGACCUGUUGGACCACCGGGAGAACCUGCUGAACGCGGAGAUCAAGGAUUACCUGGACCACCAGGCGAGGCUGGAGCACCGGGUAAUCCGGGAGAAAGAGGUCCAUUGGGAUCGCCGGGCGCUCAAGGUUUCCCAGGUUUAGUUGGACCUCCGGGUCUUACCGGACCGAAAGGAGAUCGCGGUUUAACCGGCUCCAAGGGUAUGCAGGGUAAUCCUGGUAUUAUCGGUAAACCAGGUGAGCAAGGUCCAUCUGGAUUGAACGGUUUGCCUGGAUCGAAGGGUGCGAGAGGUGAGACCGGAGCCAGAGGAGAUGCUGGUAUCAUGGGACCACCAGGAAGGCCCGGAGAACAAGGACCAGCAGGUCUGACAGGAAAUUCAGGACCUCAAGGUUUGGCUGGUAUUCCUGGAAUUAAGGGAGCCAGCGGUGAUAUUGGCAGACCGGGUAAUCAAGGCCCGGCUGGACUUCCCGGACCGCAAGGAAUUGAGGGACCUAAAGGAGAUUCCGGCAGUGAAGGACCAAGAGGUAUGACCGGUCCAGCAGGUCCUCAAGGACAGGCGGGAGACAGGGGUAUGCCAGGAUUGCCGGGACCACCGGGAUCCGCAGGAAUGAGGGGUAUGAGAGGCGCCCAAGGAGAGAUUGGCGCGCAGGGCAAACCAGGAAACGAAGGGCCAGCAGGACCGCAAGGUAUUGCCGGACCACCAGGACAAACUGGUCCAGCUGGAGACGCCGGACCGGAAGGCUCACCAGGAAAAGCAGGACCACCUGGAAUUGCAGGAAGAACUGGCGAUAAGGGACCAAUCGGAAAUCCAGGUCCAUCCGGACCAUCGGGACAACCUGGAAUGCCGGGUCCACCGGGUAAUGCAGGUCCAGUCGGUCCAACAGGAGAGAGAGGAAUGCGCGGAGAGACUGGACCGCAAGGUGUUGAAGGUCAACAAGGACAAAGAGGCAAAUCGGGAGCGCCAGGAGUUGAGGGUUCUAAGGGAGAACGCGGCGACAUCGGUGCGAAGGGAUCGAAGGGUCAUCGCGGUUUGAUCGGUCUGCAGGGUAUGCCAGGUGCUCAAGGUUUGACGGGAGAGAAGGGUAUGACCGGAAAUCCGGGAUUAUCAGGAAAAGACGGCGAAGUUGGCCCGCGCGGAUUACCGGGAAGAGACGGCGGUCCAGGUCCUCAAGGACCACCUGGACCUCACGGCAGCCGAGGUUCACCAGGUGAAUCGGGUAGAUCUGGUCUGAUGGGACCGGCCGGUCCUCCUGGACCUCCGGGUCCUCCAGGCGAAGGAAUUGGGUAUGACGCAGCCAGUUUAGCGGCGAUCAUGGCUCAGGGUCAAAUCAACAACCAAAAGGGACCCGAUUCCAUGGGAGACGAACCGAUGCGCUUGUUCGGCAAAGAGAUCACCGACGAAGAGAGGAAGAACUUGGUCAUCAAAGCUUACGAGCAGCUCAAGGCAUCCUUCGAGAAGUUCAAGAAACCGAACGGCGAAAAGUCGUUCCCAGGAAAGACGUGCCGCGACAUCGCCACCGCGUAUCCCCAUUACGAAAGCGGACAAUACUGGAUCGAUCCAAACGAAGGAGACGCUAAAGAUGCUAUUUUGGUCCAUUGCGAUAUGGAAACUAAAGCCAGUUGCAUCCUUCCAAGCCCAGAAAAAUCUCCAACAAUCACUCAUGUAGGAAAAGAACAAGAAAUUUGGCUUGGAGAAAUCGAUGGUGGCAUUAAGAUGACCUACAAGGCGGACAGCACUCAAAUUGGUUUCCUCCAAUUGCUCUCCUCGAAGGCCGAACAGAACAUCACCUAUCAUUGCAAGAACUCCGUCGGUUAUUACGACGUGAACAAGCACACGUACAGAAAGGGACUUAAGUUGAUCCUUUGGAAUGAAGCCGAGGUUACUCCAAAGGGUCCCAACCAGAGGUUAAAAUAUGAAGCUUUAGAAGAUGAAUGCAGAUUCCGAGCUGACACUUGGGCCAAGACGGUCAUUUCGUACAAAACUGAUAAACCAGUCCGAUUGCCCAUCAUCGAUGUCGCCGUCAGAGACGUUGGCGAAGAAAAUCAAGCGUUCUGGCUCCAAAUCGGCGCCGUCUGCUACUCUUAAUCUACUUUAUUCUA